AAAUGUGAAGGUUUGUGUCGGAUGGGAGUGUAAUCCUCUGAGAUGGAGACAAAAAGCUUUUCUGUUCUGACUCCGGCGCGUUUGGCUGAAAAACUCAUCCCACUGUAAAAGGACUGAAGGGGAAUGAAGUCCAGUCUCCUUUAUUCUGUCAGGAUAUUUUCAUGGCAGUUUUUCAGACGGAGCUGCUCAUCCUCAGGGGACAGAAAUGUUGCACAAACUUCUGCUGCCCAUCGCUUUAGCAGCGAGCCUCAUCUCUCCAGACCUGUCCGGUUCACGAGCCACGAAAACUAAAGAUCAAGUGACUAAUAACUCAGGUGUGACUCCAGCUGGACAGUGUGGAACCUGGGUGAAGGAACCAGAUGGAGGGUACUUCACUUCACCCAAUUACCCUGAGAAAUACCCACCGGAGAGGGAAUGUACUUACAUAAUAGAAGCUCCCCCCCGACAGUGCAUCGACUUGUUCUUUGAUGAGAAGUAUUCCAUCGAGCCGUCCUGGGAGUGUAAGUUCGACCACAUCGAAGUCCGCGAUGGACCUUUCGGCUUCUCACCGAUCAUUGGUCGAUACUGCGGACAGGAAAGCCCGGCAUAUGUUCGGUCCAGUGGGAGGUACCUGUACAUCAAGUUUGUGGCUGACGGCGAAUUGGAAGCAAUCGGCUUCUCUGCUCGGUAUAAUUUUACACAAGAUCCUGAGUUUAAGGACCUUGGGGCGCUGCCAAAUCUGCCAUUGUGCGAGUUUGAGCUGAGCGGUCCAGAGGGCUUCGUAGAGUCGACCCAGAUAUCCAGGGAGACCCGGGCCCAGCAGAAUGAAGCCGUGGACUGUAGAUGGUACAUCAAGGCUCCACCAAAAGCCAGGAUCUACAUGCGUUUUCUGGAGUAUGAGAUGCACAACUCCAAUGAAUGCAAGCGUAACUUUGUUGCCAUCUAUGACGGCAGCAGCUCAGUGGAACACCUGAAGAAUAAGUUUUGCUCCACGGUGGCGAAUGACGUCAUGCUGGAUUCAUCUUUAGGCGUGGUGAGGAUGUGGGCCGAUGAGGGGAGCAGGAAAAGCAGAUUCAAAAUCCUGUUCACAACCUUCCAUGAACCUCCGUGUGAUGGAGACACUUUCUUCUGCCACAGUAACAUGUGCAUAAACCACACCCUGGUCUGCAACGGCAUCCAGAACUGUGUUUACCCCUGGGAUGAGAACCACUGUAAAGAAAAGAGGAAGGCCAGCAUCCUGGACACUCUGGACAACACCAACCUGACCAUCAUCGGAGUCACCUGUAGCCUGGUUGUGAUCCUGCUCAUCAUCUCUGUCAUCAUUCAGAUCAAACAGCCUCGCAAGAAAUACAUAAUCCGCAGAGAUGAUUUCGACCCCGCCCUCCUCCACCCCGGCUUCGAGCCUCCUCACUACGAGCUCUGCACCCUCCGUCGGGCCCCGUCCGGUGACCUGACCGAAGCCGCCCUGGCCGAGGACUUUGAGAAGUUCCACAAGCUUCAGCGCUCCUCCUCCAAAUGCAUCCGCGACCACCAUUGCGGCUCCCACCAGGGCAGCGUCCACGGCAGCGUCCACGGCAGCCGCAGCAACCUGAGCAUUAGGGACGCCACCAUCUCGGCAGACGGCGGGGGUCUGGGGCCUCUUCUACCGCCGGCGAUGGGGGGCCAGCAGUCACCAUGCCUGUCCCACCACACCACUCCAGCUGGGAGACGGAGCAUAUUAGUGAUGAAGCAUAGUUAUUCUCAGGACGGAGCCGAGGGGUACAGAGCAGUGGAGGACGAUGAUUUGAUGAUGGAUGAUGGACCCACCACCAGCCAGCGCCACAUCCACCCCCAGCAUGUUCACCACGGCAUGCCGGGGCUGGAACAAGCUGUCCAUCGCACACUGUCCAAUGACUUCUAGGACAGAAAAGCAAGUGGUUUAUGAGAAAAAAAACCCAAAUGUAACUGCACUAAGAUUUGU
Messenger RNA from Sphaeramia orbicularis (orbiculate cardinalfish), 1939 nucleotides. Its product is annotated as neuropilin and tolloid-like protein 1. Gene Ontology annotation, biological process: positive regulation of excitatory postsynaptic potential. Lineage: Eukaryota; Metazoa; Chordata; Actinopteri; Kurtiformes; Apogonidae. Gene Ontology annotation, molecular function: ionotropic glutamate receptor binding. Bases 206 to 1879 code for a protein of 557 amino acids. Gene Ontology annotation, cellular component: postsynaptic density. The record is from RefSeq and is a predicted model, not a curated record. The transcript is spliced from 10 exons.